Molecule: messenger RNA, 5700 nt
Organism: Ictalurus furcatus (blue catfish)
Lineage: Eukaryota; Metazoa; Chordata; Actinopteri; Siluriformes; Ictaluridae
Product: serine/threonine-protein kinase akt-1
Exons: 17
Coding region: 627-2507 (626 amino acids)
Biological process (GO): regulation of mitotic cell cycle; protein autophosphorylation; negative regulation of apoptotic process
Cellular component (GO): cytoplasm
Molecular function (GO): ATP binding; protein serine/threonine kinase activity
Source: RefSeq, a predicted model, not a curated record
ACCUGGAGACUAUCCCAGUGAGCAUCAGGCACGGGGCGGGCUACACCCUGGACGGGGUGCAGGGCACAAUCACAUGCACAUUCACACAACCAUUCAUACUCUACAGACACUUAGGACAUGCCAAUCAGCCUACCAUGCAUGUCUUUGGACUGCAGGAGGAAACCGGAGUACCCAGAGGAAACCCUUACAGCACGGAGAGAACAUGCAAACUCCGCGCACACACAGGGCCAUGGCGGGAAUCAAACGCCCAACCCUGGCGGUGUGAGGCGAACAUGCUAGUAGCAAAUCAUAUUAAUGUUUAUAUUAUUCCACCCCCCAGAAAACAUGCCAACAGGUGAUUGUGCUACGAUAAAUUGCCCCUAGGUGUGAAUGUGUGUACAUGUGGUGCCCUGCGAUGGACUGGAGUACCACUGGUGUAGAUUGUAUUCCCAGCUCACCCCCCAAUGUUCCUAGGAUAGGACGUGGAUCCACCAUGACCCAGAUCAGGAUAAAACGGUUACUGAAAAUGAGUGAAUGGACUUCAAGAGAGAGGACAAAGAGAAGCUGAAUUUCUGCAAAUUUCUGCACAUACUGGAGGCAAGUCGACUAUCCUUGUGCUGAGCAGAAUUUUGAGAAAGUGAAUCAAAAUGACGACUGUAAAGACUACCAUCGAACGUACAGUGUUUCCUGAAGCAGAACCUGGAGUUUCAGGUUCAUACAGUUCAGGGACAGACACUGUAGAUUAUUCUGAAGAGGAGCCUGUUUAUCCUGGCCCUCUUAUGAGUAAUGAGAUGCCGAAGGAGGACCUGAUAUUGUUUAUACAGGCCCAAGCACUGGAGUGUUUCGAAAAUAUUGAUAAAAACGACCAAGUGGAGGCCUAUUUCUUCUGGCGGAUAAUGGAAUUGUUCUGCCAUGAAAAUGGAAAAGUGAUGAUGUGUGAAGUUGGCGCAAUCAUCUUCCAGGUCUACACCUGGCUUAGGAAGAAACUACCAAAAGGCAACAAUGGUAACAGAUGGAAGGAAUGGUGUCUUCCUCUGGCAGACCUUUUGUCAUCUUCUGCACCAGAUGAUGAGCACAGAGAGGCUGUUAUUAAGAUGGGAGAUGAUCUUGCCUCCAGAAGCUGGACCUACGCAGCACAUCUCUGCUACGUUGUGGCAAAAGUGGAGCUGGGGUCACGUAGUCAGUUUGAACUGAUCGGAUGUGACAGCAUCAUGCCAUUUGGCCUGAAAAUCUUGUUUAAAGCCUUUGUGAGAACCGAGACAUAUGAAUAUGUGCUUUCGCUGACCUCAGGGCUGGCCCAGCCAAGCUUCCAGAUCUGGAAGUUGUGUCAGGCCAGCAGGCUGGCCAUUGUUGAUUUUACUGAUCUCGCCUUUAAAUACUGUGAGAACAUUGCUAAGGCAGUCUUCACUUUCCCUGACAGAAUCAAAAGGAGCUUCGUUGAACGGCUUAUUUUGCUGUCUUGCAAACUGCUAGACAAGAAGGCAGAAGAACCUGAGUGGCUGCUAAAGCUCCGGCAGCUGCAUAGAAUUAAAUUAGCAAAUGCUAAUGGUGACCCGGAGCAGCACAUGGCAUCUACCAGCCAUGACUUGGUUUCUGAGAAUCAGGACUCAAAAUGUACCCUGAGGACAGACGAGAUCCCCGCUCUCCAGUCCCCUGAUCUGGAGCAGCACACCUACCCAAAUGCUGUGUUUCAAUCGCGCUACACCUUGGGAAAGCUGCUGGGGAUCGGAAUCUUCGGCUAUGUCUAUGCAGGAGUCCGGACUGAAGAUGGGAAAGAGGUUGCCAUUAAAUUUAUUCAGAAGGACGAGACCAAAACCAUAACCAUUCCUGGAGAGACACAGGAGCUGCCUGUAGAGGUGGCGCUAAUGAAGAUGGUGUCCAGACCACCUCGCUGUAGCAAAGUGGUGGAGCUGCUGGAGUGGUUUGACAUAGCCGAGCAGUACGUCAUGGUCCUGGAACGGCCCAGCCCCUGUAUGAACCUCUAUAAAUUCAUUGAACUUCAGGAAGGCCGCCUGUCUGAAGCACAGGCUCGAGACGUCAUGCUGCAGGUGAUUCGGGCGGCUCGUCACUGCUGUGACCGUGGAGUGUUACACCGUGACAUCAAUGACAAGAAUCUCCUCAUCAACACCGAUACCUUGGAAGUCAAACUGAUCGAUUUUGGCUGUGGGGAACUGCUGAAGGACACCCUCUACAAAGAAUAUUCCGGCACUAAUUUCUUUGUACCUCCUGAGUGGGUGAGGAAUGAAGAGUACAUGGGCAUUCCUGCCACCAUCUGGGGUCUGGGCAUACUCCUGUUCUACUUGAUCUGUGGAGACUACCCCUUUGACUUAGAGGAGGAGGUUCAUGAUGGACAGCUGGAAUUAUGUCCUGACAUGUCUCCAGAGUGCUUUGAUCUGGUAAUGUGGUGCCUGGAUUUCAACCCUGAAAUGCGGCCGUCUUUCGACGAUUUGGUCAGGCACGAGUGGUUUACAGAGGCAGUUCAGGACAAAGUCCAGAUUCCUCUUGAAACCAAAGAUCGUGUACAGUAACUAUUGCCUGACCCCCCCCCCCACACACACACACACACACACUUACACACUUAUAUAUGUUAAAAAUUGUUAUUCAGUAUUUAAACAUUAACAAAUGUUUAUAAUUGACAGUUCAUAUUAACUACGACGUCUGCUGCAAAUCUCAACAGCAUAUACAAAGCUUUUCCAUGUACAAAUUUACAAAAAAAUAUAUAACAAAUAUACAGUAUUACUCAGUAAAGUGCCACCUUGUUUUGUUCGGGUUGAUGUUGCACACUGCAUCAAGAUGAUCUGCCAGUGGGACUGCUUGAAGAAAAAAACACAUCGCAUUAAAGAUUUCUUUGUGAGGUCAAUGGCACAGCUUCUCAAGUCACAAUCCAUGGACAAUGCAAGAGAGCUACUACGCAGUAUUACUGUUGUGGCUCUCGGUGAAGCAGAGGGCAAUGACAGCUCUGGAGCCCCACUUAUAUCAGAAAGGUGCAAGAAAUACCUGAAAGCCCGAAUUGCAGAAGAGUGUGUAAUCAUUCCAGAUGUAGAGGGUGAGGACCUGGAAAAAGUGGAUCCAUGUGACCAAACACAGACAGACCUACGGCAGUGGGUGACAGACAUAUGUGAGGAGAACAGGUCACUUACCAUGGCUAACGGUGAUCAUGAUAAUAUGCACUUCCUCCCUGAGAUUAUUCCCAAUAUAAUCUGGCUUGCAAACUACUUACCACUCUGGACAGGAGUAAUGAUCCCUCACUUCCGAAGCACCACCAUCACCCCAAGUUCAGCCAAUGUUGAAGCAGAGUACAAAAACAUCAAACACAGGCUUUUCAAGCAUGAAAACUUGCCUGUUCAUGUGGAUCGAUUCAUUGCUCGACAUUUGUCCUUCAUUGAGGGCAAUAUGCAUUUUUUUUCUGCAAAACAAAAAGGUGAAGAAGAUGCAGCUGUUGCAAUAGUGAUCAUCACAGGAGCCAAUCCACUGCGCACCACAACUUGCAGUGUAGACGGCAAACCAGAAAUGGAUACUUCCUGUCACAAACAUCCAUCCAACAGAUGAAGACCCUAUUGAAAACUGGAGAGGCCUAGCAGUUCCACCCAAAAAGAGGAAAAGGAAGUCAUGCCUCUCUUCUUGUUCUGAAUGGCUCCAUGCAGAUCCAUCUGUGAGGGGGAAAAGACUGAAAGUAGAACUAUUGAAAAAUUGAAAUAAUAAGCAGCCUGUAAAACUCAGGAAAACAAGAAUCUCUGUGCUGAACACAUGUGCAUUUGAUGCUUUUUGUCAAUGGUUAUGUUGUGCUUUCUGCGAUCGUGUCACUUUUGGAACUAUUGUUUGCGGCAAGGACUCCAACAACCUCCUCCAGCUAGUGAAAACAAUCACCACAAAGGGUCUGAAUGCACAGGUCUACAUACAGAGGGCAGAGCUGCUGAGUGGAAUAUUCAAAGCUGUCCAAUUGAAGUCUGGUGCUCUCCAAAUAGAUGCACAGUGCCACAUCUCCACUAUCAUUGAAAAGUCAGUGACACAACGUGCAUGUGUUUCCUUCACACAACAGUGCUCCUCACAGUAACGCAGUCUCAGCACAGAAGACACAAGGGAAAUUCCAUUUGUUUGUACUUGUGUUGCUGUACUGCAGGCUUCUGGCAUGGCUCAUCUUCAGACCGCGGUGGAAAAGGCCUUAACCUUCCAGAGUCCCCCUGCCUCAGGCCAAUCCAAAGUCCGUCACAGUGUCCCUCUGCAUUCAAGACAGACUCUACCUCAGGAAAAGUGUUCUGUACAGGGGAGGUUUCUCACAGUUACAGUCUGGGAGAACUUCUGUGGAUUGACACUGACCUGGGAAGCACCUCCACAGAAUUUUCUUUGUGUGAAUUUCCCUCCAAUCUGAUGCUCCAAGGAGAGAGAUUUACUUUAAGGGCAGUCAUUGCUUUCAGAGGAGGCUUAACCCAGGAUGCUCUUGGACAUUAUGUGACCUACUGCAGGAGGUCUCCAUGUGUCUGGGAGAUGUAUGAUGACCUGAGAAGUGGAGUGACAGGAAUGUCAGAAAAAAACAAAAUAUGCCCGCAUUGUGUUAUACACAAUAGACUGAUUGCAUAGUUUAAAUUUACUUUAACAAAGUCAAGUAUUUUUGUUGUAGGCCACACACCCUCGUUUUCCUACUCCUGCUUGGAGAAAUCGUCUCUGCUUUUCUGGAAGUCGGGCUUGAUGGUGUUUGCACUCAAGUCUUUGUUUGAAGACAGAUAGUGGCUUGUCAGUAUUAAGUGUUUUUAAGUUUGUUUUUAAAGGUCCAUUAUUUGCAUCCAACGAUUUUUGAUAGUACACAGUAAUUCAAGUUCACAAGUAAAAUCAUUUUGACUUAAUUCUUCAUUCAUUGAGUCAUAAGUUUCCAUAUACAUAUACACACACACACUCACACACACACACACACACACGUAUGUAUACACACAGAGCUACAGCAGACAAAUUAUGGUGUGUGUAUUUAUAUUUAUGACAGUGUUAAUAUUACGAUUGUUAUUCUCAUAACAACAUAGACAGUAACAAGUAAAAACACUUACCUUGGAGAUUGUGUUACAUUUCACACAUCCUGUGAUCCGCUGUGUCCCUUAAAAGUUGAAAAUGCACAGUGGAUAGGUAACAACUAAGUGAAUGCGACUAUUUAAUGUGAUUUGUUUUGCCGUUUGGAUAUUACCUUGUUAUUUCAACUGCAUUGUUAAAAAAAGACAGUCACAAAACGAAGCUUUUAGUGGCACAAACCAGCACAAACGAAGCACAAACGAUUGAGACUAUUUGGGGUGAAUUUGGAGCAUGUGGGGGGGCUGAGUGACCUCAGAAUGAUCUAUAAAUAUUCUUUUAAUAUCUCCAAAACCGAAGCAGCACAAACAAAGCGUUUAUCGGCACAAACCAGCACAAACGAAGCACAAACGAUUGAGACCAUUUGGGGUGAAUUUGGAGCGUGUGGUGGGGCUGGUGACGUCAUCGCACCAUAAUUCAAUGUCUAAUAUUUUAAAAACGGAAGCAGCACAAACGAAACUUUUUACGGCACAAACGGAGCACAAACGAUUGAGACUAUUUUGCCGACGUUUUGCAUUGGUUGGGGGGCCAACUUAUUGUUUUGAAACAUGCCUUAUUUUGUUUUAAAGGUCUCAUACAAUAGAUUUACAUGUAUCCAAGUUAAAAAAAAACACUUUAAUGUGCUCAUAAUUUAAACUGCAGCAUUAUUAAAUGAUCCGUUCUAAAGGA